Pseudogymnoascus destructans is the source of this 2071-nucleotide messenger RNA. RefSeq lists its product as uncharacterized. Lineage: Eukaryota; Fungi; Ascomycota; Leotiomycetes; Thelebolales; Thelebolaceae. The record is from RefSeq and is a predicted model, not a curated record. The coding region runs from base 240 to 1856 and encodes 538 amino acids. The transcript has a single exon.
UGGUAUGAUAUAUAGGAAGAUUGUAAGAUUAUUAUAUAAAUGUAUUGUUGCUGCAGCUCUUAAGACAGAUGCACUAGACGUUCAAAUACAAUACUGAGUACGUACGCUUAACUUAGCAACAAAGACGGGCCGGGCCCUCCGCAGACUUUUGGGUCCAAAGUAAACUAACUCUGGACCACGAUCAUCGCAACGACGGUCAACCUCAUAUGUAGUCGAACCGGGCUCUCCGGCCAGCAACAAUGAACCCGAUGCCUCGCCGAAUCCUCCUGGGCGGCAGGCCGCUAAUCCGGUACUUCACGCAACUCCCCCGGUCCCGCCCCCAGCUCCCCUACCUCCACCACUCCUCCCCGCGCCCUCGCACCUUCUAUGCGCGCCUCCUCACCACCGAGCGCAAAGCAUGGCUCAAGAUGGAGCUCCGCUGGGGCAUCUACGUCCUCUCCUCGGGCGUGCUGCUCUUCAUCGCCGCCUACGGCUUCGAGCAGGAGAAGAUGGAACGCGAGUUCCCAAGCCCGCACGAAUACACUUUCUGGUCGCGCAAACUGUACCGCGCUAAUCGGGUCCACGAUUCGGAGAAACUCCGUGAUGCCGGCGGUGUGAGCUGGCAGUUCAGCGGGGACAGAUACAUGCAGCUGCUGAAGCGAUUGGAGGACCCGGAGAUCGAUGGCGCGGGACUAGUACAACAGGGCGAGGACGAGAGCCAGAUUCUCAUCCCCGGCGUGGGAAGGUCGGGAUAUGACAUUACCGCCAAACCAGAGAACUGGCGUAGAGGCUACUACGAAGCCCUCCUCGGCGCAGCACGCGCAGCCGAAUUCCUCGACUCCUGCACAAAAGACAAGACCCGCGACCUUGUCUUCGCAAAAGUCGCCGUCAUCGGCCCCUCGAACCCAAACCCCCGCCCCCUCCCACCCGGAUGUCCUGCGCCGCCGCACGAAGAAGACUGCGAGCCGGCGUAUUUACCGCCGGAGACGUUCUACAUGCGCAUCCUAACGACAACCGGCUUCACCGACGCCCAGCGCCUCUAUGCCGCGCUCGCCUACGCCUCGUGGCUAGACUACAAGGGGACGCCCGAGGCAGCUGGAGAGAUGUUCAAAUGGGGUCUUGAUAUCGCGAAGUCGGGAAUCGCAGAGCCUGACUCGGUCGUGGAUCCCGUGACACACACUAUAAAGCCGACGGCCGUGGCGCCGUCGCGGAAUGUGCUCCGCGCCACAACGGCAAUGGCAGAGCAUAAGGCGAGGAAUAAAGACCUCGCCGGUGCGCUGCCGAUUUUCCUGUCUGUGCUCCGGGCGCGGCGCGCGUUGCGGCCGGGUCCGCCAAAGCAGGUGGAAGAUCGUGGGGGACUGGUUAAGCAGACUGUGGACUUGGUCAAGUAUGCGCUCAUCCCGCCGGAAUUCCCGCCUCCGCCACCGGAUGGAAAUCUAGCUCCCACUCGGGGGCCGGAGGAGAGAUGCGAGGAGGCGGCGCUGAUGGCGUGGAUUGGGGAGAUUAUGUACGCAUCUGCCUCUGACAUAGCGGGGAAGGAGAGCGGGCUCGCGUGGACGAGAGAGUGUGUUGAUGUUGCGGAGGAGGAGCUGAGGGGGGGUGUUAAGGAGGAUAGAGUGUGCAGACAGUGUUUGCAGACGGGAUUGGAUAAUUGGAGUCAGAUGGUUGGGAAGCUUGCGAAGGAGGAGAAGAAGAGGAGGAAAGAGGGAGGAGGUGCGGUGAAGAAGGGUUGGUUUGGGAGGGGGGAGGAGGUGGUGGAGGAGGGGGUGGGGAGGUGGGAGGCGGAGGAGAGGCUGGUGAGGAUGAGAUUUAAGCGUGCGAGGGAUGUGUUGGAUGUGGAGAAGGUGGACUUGGGCAAGCUGUAUAUUUUUAGAUGAGUAAUGUAUAAGUAAGUUUGUUAAGCUCCCAGCCAGGGGUGCUUCUUCAAUCAGAUGUACUCUUGUAUUGAUCAAGAGUAUUAAAUAUAAUACCCAACCGUUUCGUUAUAUUCAUAAAACAUAUCCAAAGUGCACACUUAACACCACUCUAAUAAAAACACCGAAUCUAAUAUAAAUCCAAAUCCAAAUCCAAGUCCCAAACUACUAACCACCAU